Molecule: messenger RNA, 339 nt
Organism: Leptosia nina
Lineage: Eukaryota; Metazoa; Arthropoda; Insecta; Lepidoptera; Pieridae
Source: the annotation of a GenBank genome assembly
AUGAAGUGUGUGUUGCCAGUUUACUUUGCUUUUCUACUUGGCAUAGUAAUAUGCACUAACUAUACGUGCGAUUAUUCGUUCGGCAACCCGUCAUGGAACUAUUCUAAGCUGUUCUACAAUACGACGCACGUUCUACCAGAAGGCGUUUUGAACUUUAACGUGACGCUGCCACAGAACAAGAACAGCAUGAUAAGCUUCGUCUGCGUCAACAUAACGGGAGCUGAUUUAAACACAACAAAGGUAGCAUUCGCUAGCCUCUUCCGCCGUUUGUCCAUCGAAUUCAAAAACUACCCGCAAAACGGAACAGCAAGAAUUCUCGCUUUGGAACAUGGGUAUUAA